AUGGUGACAAAGGGGACGAGCCUUGCUCUCAAGGUCACACAACAGCUGGUGGGUGCCAGAGCCAAGUCCACACCCCUCAGACUUCCUGGAAUACAAACCAUCCUCUUGCAGAAAAAACACACCAAGUACACUUACCUCCGCAUUCCUUGGCUUCGGCAGCACCCCAUCUAUAUGAGGCGAAACACUGGCAUUCCAACCUAUGGACUCCGGCAGUCCAUCCUCGUUAAUAAACGGCUCCAGGACUGUUACGUGGACGCACCCACCCUCACCAACAUAUGGACUUCCAAAACGUGUGCAAACCCGAAUGUAGCUACCAAGGGCGGUCCCACCUCUUCUUGGGAAGUUGUCAAGAACCCUCUAGUUUCAAGCUCCUUCUCUCUGGUUAAGUUAGUCCUCCGGAGACAGCUGAAGGACAAAUGCUGCGCCAUACCUCCCAAGUUAGGUGGUGAGGGGAAGGCACGCAAGAUUCCAAAGGUCAAGACCAAGGGGACUGCCCCAGGGACAGCUGACCCAGAGGAUGAGAAAAGAGAGUCUGUCCCAGAGAAAAGCAAGAGCCCUUCCGGGAAACUGUCGGGCAUGUCAGAUGUGAUGGGGUCCAUGGGACCCAACAGUGAGGGCAAAGAAAGUCAAAAGGAAGAAAAUGGGGCAGUUGGUGAAGAAGUCCAGGAUGAGGCUGCUCCUCAGAGUCCCCCAGGGGAAGGGGAAGGAACCUCUGGGGAAAUCCAAGGCCUACUUCUAGAAACCAGAAGCCAACAAUAUUCCCAGGAUGCCCUCAUUAUCCAUGGGCUCUCUGCUGAGCGAUACACAGCCUUGUACCACUCAGUGGUGGAGCCCAUGCUGUGGAAUACAUCAGGAACCCCCAAGAGAUAUAGCCUGGAGUUAGGGAAGGUCAUCAAAAGGAGGCUCUGGGAAGCCCUGUGCAGUCAGGCGUUGGCCCCCAGCCCCGCAGGAGCAGGCCCUGGAAGCUUGCCGAGUGAUCCUAUCCCACUGGGGAAGCGCUCAGGUUCCAAACUGGAGAGAGAUGUCAGUGAGCAGCCUGCAGUGCCCAAGUGGCCAAAGUUGGAGUAA
This is a messenger RNA of Dromiciops gliroides (monito del monte), 1068 nucleotides long. RefSeq names its product chromosome 1 C22orf31 homolog (gene C1H22orf31). The coding region runs from base 1 to 1068 and encodes 355 amino acids. Lineage: Eukaryota; Metazoa; Chordata; Mammalia; Microbiotheria; Microbiotheriidae. The transcript has 4 exons. The record is from RefSeq and is a predicted model, not a curated record.